Molecule: messenger RNA, 835 nt
Organism: Pelodiscus sinensis (Chinese soft-shelled turtle)
Lineage: Eukaryota; Metazoa; Chordata; Testudines; Trionychidae
Source: RefSeq, a predicted model, not a curated record
AGAUCUUUAUUUGAUACACUGGCCAGAUGCACAAGUUCCUGGAAAAAGUAAUCGUGAAGUCCGAGCUGAAACCUGGAGAGCCAUGGAGGAAUUAUAUGAGAAAGGCAUAUGUCGGUCUAUUGGUGUAAGCAAUUUUCUCAUUAAUCAUUUGGAGGAACUAAAGGAGGAUUGUAAGAUAACUCCUCAUGUUAAUCAGGUUGAAUAUCACCCUUUCCAACGGCCCCAAGAACUGGUGGAUUAUUGUAGAAGUAGAAACAUUGUUUUUGAAGGCUACUGCCCAUUAGCUAAAGGUGAAGCUCUUACUCAUCCUAAUAUAAUUCAGCUGGCAAAGAAAUAUGGCAAAACCCCUGCACAGAUCUGCAUACGUUGGAGCAUACAGAAUGGGGUUGUCACUAUUCCCAAAUCUACAAAAAUAGAAAGAGUACAGGAAAACUGUGAGGUGUUUGAUUUUAUAAUAACAGAAGACGAUGUUGCAAUGCUAAAUGGAAUGCAUGAUGGGCGGCAUGUUUCCUGGGAUCCAAGCUCUAUUGUAUAAAUUGCAAGGUUUUUGAUUUUAGUCUGAGAGAAGAAGAUCUGGAAAUUUUAAAUUCUUUGAACAUCAACAAAAAACUGAUUCACCUAACUUAUCCAUUGUGGAAAGGAUAACUUCAAACCAGGUUGUUCUAACCCGCAACAAAUGAAACACUAAUGAAUUUUGAACUUCACAAAACUAUUUCACAUCUAAAUUGUUCUCUAUUACCUUUAAAGUGCCUGUCAGUCACUUAUGAUGUUGACUAUUAUAUGCUCAAAGUGAAUUAAAUACAGCAUAGUUUUUGUCUCUCCGCUCUCUCACACA